This is a messenger RNA of Apis cerana (Asiatic honeybee), 1157 nucleotides long. RefSeq names its product acyl-CoA-binding domain-containing protein 6. Gene Ontology annotation, molecular function: fatty-acyl-CoA binding; protein binding. NCBI's taxonomy places the organism in Eukaryota, Metazoa, Arthropoda, Insecta, Hymenoptera, Apidae. The record is from RefSeq and is a predicted model, not a curated record.
AUGAGUCUUGAAAAAACAUUCAAUAAAGCAACGCAUUAUUUACAGUUAUUGGCUUCAGAAUUAAAUUCUACAGAACUUUUAAAAUUUUAUGCUUUAUACAAGCAAGCUACAAUUGGGCCUUGUAAUAUUUCAAAACCUAAUUGGUAUCAAAUGCAAGCAAGACAAAAAUGGGAAGCAUGGAAAAGUCUUAAUGACAUGAGUUGUGAUGAUGCUAUGAAUAAUUAUAUACAAGAAUUAACUAAACUUAAUCCUAAUUGGGAAGAAAAUGUACAAUGUGAAUCUAGUAAUUGGGUUGCUAUUAGUCGGUUUAUAAAUAUGGAAGAUGAAAUAAAUGAUGUGGAUAAAACUUUUUUGGACUGGAUAAAAGAAGGACAAAUAGAAAAAGUACAAGAAUUAUUGGACAAAGAACCAAAUCUUAUAAAUAUAAUGGAUUCAGAAGGUUUAUUACCCAUUCAUUGGGCUGCAGAUAGAGGACAUUUGAAAAUUAUAGAACAAUUAAUUAAAAAAGGAGCUAGUAUAAAUUCACAAGAUGAAGAUGGACAAACACCAUUGCAUUAUGCAGCAUCAUGUGGACAUCUUGAUGUUGUAAAAUAUUUAAUUUCUAUUGGAGCUGAAUCUAUAAAAGAUAAUAAUGCUAAUCCUAAAGAUUAGUACUUUCAUGUUCUGAUUUAAUUCGUGCGGUGGGUGGAGGUGGAGGCGGUGGUUGUGGCCGUGGAGGCCUUUGAUGAAAUCUUGGAGAAGCCGGAACAGGUUGUGGAGGUGAAGUUUUAACAACUACUACCGUCUCAGUCUGAGUUUGCACAUCGAUAAUAUUUCCUUCUGAUCUUGUUCGCACAUGAGCUUUUGUUUGUUCUGGAGCAUUUAAUUUGGCUGGCUUUUCCGGUCGUUCACCAUACAAGGACAUAGAUGAAGGUCGACUACCUACACUGGGGCUUCUCUGUAAGUUCGAAGCCGCGUUGCCAUUGUUGUUGCCCGAGGUGCAGAACACAUUGCCAUUUCCACGCACUUGUAUUAUACUGACCUGUUGUUUGUCCACUGAAUAUACAUGAGCUCUUUCCAAAGUUAAAGGCUAUAGAUUAUUAAAAAGGAAAAAGAUAUUAAUAACUAUGAAAAAUCAUUAUGCAAUUUGACAUUUUAAAUAAAAGUAAUUAUUAACA